AUGCCGAAGGAAGAUCCGGAGACCACAGCCCUGAAGAAGGAGCUAACGGACUUGAUCGCCAAAGUUAAGGCCGAACAAGAAAAGUUAGCUGACGCGAAACUUGCUGAAAAAUGCGGGGACCUAGGGGAUGUGACCAAGAUAAGAUUUGUGACGAAAAAAGUUCUAAAAGGGCAUAUCAAUAAAGUCAAUUCGGUGCACUACAGUGGCGACUCUAGGCACUGCGUCACAGGCUCACUCGACGGGAAACUGAUCAUUUGGGACACCUGGAGCGGCAACAAGGUGCAAGUGAUACCCCUGCGGUCGGCCUGGGUCAUGAGCGUCGCUUUUGCGCCGUCUGGAAACUUUGUCGCAUGUGGAGGAAUGGACAAUAUGUGCACGGUGUACGAUGUAAACAACCGCGACUCCACUGGCGCAGCGAAGAUGGUGCGUGAACUGGCCGGCUAUGAAGGUUUCCUCAGCAGCUGCCGCUUCCUAGAUGAUACCCACAUUCUUACCGGCUCCGGAGAUAUGAAGAUAUGCGUUUGGGAUUUGGAAGUCGGUAAGCGCGAGAUGGAAUUCGAUGCCCACGCAGGCGACGUCGUUACUAUUUCAUUAGCACCAGACAUGAAGACAUACGUGACUGGUUCCGUCGACAAGACCUGCAAACUGUGGGACAUCCGAGACGAGAAAGCGAAACAAACUUUCUUCGGCCAUGAUGCAGACGUCAACAGCGUGUGUUACCACAACAGCGGGCACGCAUUCGCGACAGCAUCCGAAGACAAGACAGCCAGACUGUUUGAUAUUCGCAGUGACCAGCAGCUCGGACACUACACCCCGCCAGGCGCCAGCGGCUUCACCAGCUGUGGUUUAUCGCUAAGUGGCAGAUACUUGCUCGCCGGAUCUGACGACAACGACGUGCAUUCCUGGGACACCCUAAAAGUUAAUCACACUGGAACUCUGCAUGGCCAUGAGAACCGUGUUACUUCCAUCUCGAUGUCGCCCAACGGGGUAGCACUGGCUAGCUGCUCCUGGGACAAUUCCGUCAGAGUUUGGGGUUGA
Messenger RNA from Spodoptera littoralis (African cotton leafworm), 1038 nucleotides. Lineage: Eukaryota; Metazoa; Arthropoda; Insecta; Lepidoptera; Noctuidae. The record is from the annotation of a GenBank genome assembly.